This is a messenger RNA of Salvelinus sp. IW2-2015, 4604 nucleotides long. RefSeq names its product low-density lipoprotein receptor-related protein 4-like. Gene Ontology annotation, biological process: receptor-mediated endocytosis. Gene Ontology annotation, cellular component: plasma membrane; signaling receptor complex; apical plasma membrane. The transcript has 23 exons. The coding region runs from base 33 to 4553 and encodes 1506 amino acids. The record is from RefSeq and is a predicted model, not a curated record. Gene Ontology annotation, molecular function: calcium ion binding; hormone binding; protein binding. NCBI's taxonomy places the organism in Eukaryota, Metazoa, Chordata, Actinopteri, Salmoniformes, Salmonidae.
UGCAUUACUUGGUCAUCUUGCAUUCAUCAGGCAUGGCUUUCUAUCUGCUUCUGUGUAUAGCAAUUUUGGAGAUCUCAGUUUUGCGUGCAGCUGUGCGGACUCCAUUGAAAUGCAACCUGGGCACUAAACCCUGCAAGGAUGGCUCUGAGUGUAUUCUCUACCAGCAUGUGUGUGACGGAGAAGUCGACUGUAGGGAUGGCUCUGAUGAGGAGGACUGCACUGUCACAUGCACUAAAGGACAGUUUCUGUGUACCCAUGGGAAGAAGUGCAUUGACCAGAAGCAGGUGUGUGACGGGGUGGCCCAGUGUCAGGACCGUUCUGAUGAGGUGGACUGCCUAAAGGACAUGGAGGGCUGUGCUCACCACUGUGACAACACAACCCGCUGCCUCCCUAAAACCUUCCUCUGUGACGGCGAGGACGACUGCCUGGACGGCACCGACGAGGCCAACUGUGAUUCAGACUCUGAUGGUCAUAAAAAUCAUCAUGAUGUUGAAGUUUCUGAAAAUGAAUCGAGCAACUACAAAGGGUUUACCACCAUGUCUGCACCAGCACCCCUCAAGUGUCCUUUUGGCACUAAACCAUGUCAGGACAAGACUGAGUGUGUUCUUUACAGCCAUGUGUGUGAUGGAGAUGCAGAUUGUAAAGAUGGCUCAGAUGAGCAAACCUGUUCAUUGGAAUGUGAAAAUGGUGAGUUUCAGUGUGCCCAUGGGAUGAAGUGCAUUGACCAGAGGCAGGUGUGUGACGGGGUGGCCCAGUGUCAGGACCGUUCUGAUGAGAUGCACUGUCUGAAGCCCAUGGAGGGCUGUGCUCACCACUGUGACGACAAGACCCGCUGCCUCCCUGACACCUUCCUCUGUGAUGGCGAGAGGGACUGCCUGGACGGCACCGACGAGGCCAACUGUGAUUCAGACUCCACUGAUGAUCAUAAAAAUCAUCGCUAUUUUGUUGCUGAAGAUUAUGACGGCAACAACGAAGGGAAUGCCACCUCAAUGUCGGCACCAGCACCCCUCAAGUGUAUUUUUGGCACUAAACCAUGCCAGAACAAUAUUGAGUGUGUGCUUUACAGCCAUGUGUGUGAUGGAGAGGCAGAUUGUAAAGAUGGCUCCGAUGAGGAAGGGUGUUCAUUAGAAUGUGGAAGUGGCCAGUUUCAGUGUGCCCAUGGGAAGAAGUGCGUUGACCAGAGGCAGGUGUGUGACGGGGUGGCCCAGUGUCAGGACCGUUCUGAUGAGAUGCACUGCCUGAAGCCCAUGGAGGGCUGUGGUCACCACUGUGACGACAAGACCCGCUGCCUCCCUGACACCUUCCUCUGUGAUGGCGAGAGGGACUGCCUGGACGGCACCGACGAGGCCAACUGCGCUGAUGAGAGCUGCAGCAGUGGGGAGUUCCGUUGCACCAGUGGUCAGUGUGCAUCUAUAAGCAUGCGCUGCGACGGGCAUCCUGACUGUUGGGACCACUCUGACGAGGAGAGCUGCACCAAGCCCCCCCAGUGCACCACCAACCGCCGCUGCCCACACAGCCAGGAGUGUCUGCUGGAGGAGUGGGUCUGUGAUGGGGAGCAGGACUGUAAAGAUGGCUCUGAUGAAAAGGAUUGCAAGAUGUUCCAAUUGAAGUGUGGGGAGUUCCAGUGGGCCUGUACAUCAAAGAGCCAAUGUGUUCCCAAAGCAUGGAGAUGUGAUGGAACAAAGGACUGUGCUGACGAAAGUGACGAGGCAGGAUGUGGUCAGGUGGAAACAUGCCCAUCUCACCAGUUCCAGUGUGCUAGUAUGUCAGAGUGUUUGGACACAGCCCUGGUGUGUAACUUGGUUAGGAACUGUGCUGAUGGUUCUGAUGAGGGUGGUGACUGCGAAACCAAGUGUCCAGACAAAGCCCUAUGUGUCCAAAACUGCUACAGCACACCACAGGGAACAAGGUGUGGGUGUAAGGCUGGUUACCAGCUCGACAAGGAUGCAGUGUCCUGUGGUGAUAUUGAUGAGUGUGAAGGUGGUAGACAAGUUGUUUGCAGCCACUCAUGCGUAAACACUCAGGGCUCCUUCCACUGUCACUGCAACCCUGGUUACCUGCUGGAAUCUGAUGGCCGCCGCUGCAAGAUCAUGGGUGAGCCGUAUCUUCUGGCCUCUGUGCAGACAGACCUGUUCCUUGUUGGGCUGAGAAGCAGUAGUCUGGAUGUCCUGGUGUCCUCUGCUAAGAAAGCCAUCCUGUCUGUGGACUAUGACUGGAGGGAUCAGAGGGUGUUCUGGGUCAGCCUGGAUUCAGAGAGCAUAAAGUGGUCCUCUCUAGACCAAAAAAAACGAGGAACCCUUUUCAAAGGCAUCAAAUCUGACUGCAUUGCUGUUGACUGGGUAGGGAGAAACCUGUACUGGAUUGAUGGCAUUGGAGGUGGUCGGAUUAUUGCUAUUGGAUUAAACUCAACCAUUACGAGGGCUCUGGAUCUCACUGUCAUUCUUGACAAGGACUUUGAACAACCUCUCUCUCUGGCACUCCUGCCACAGAAGGGGCUCAUGUUCUGGUCAGAGAUUAGUAACGAGGUAAAGAUUGAGCGGGCAGGAAUGGAUGGGUCUGAGAGGAGAGUGGUGGUCAGUCACAGCCUCAGCUGGCCAGGCAGUCUGGCUGUGGACCCAAUAGGGGAGCGGCUCUACUGGACAGACAAGAAGCUUGGGUGCAUUGGCUCAGCCACCCUGGAUGGCGGGGACAUCAAGAUUCUGCAGUUGACGGAGACCACCAACCCGUUCUCGGUCACAGUUUUCAAUGACCUGCUCUACUGGUCAGACACCAAGAGGGGAACUAUUCAAGGGGCUAAUAAAAUCACUGGAAAGAACCGCCAAGUUAUACUAAAACGACCUGCACAACCCUUUGGACUCAAAGUCAUUCAUCCACUGCUGCAAACAAGCACCGAUAGUCCCUGUGAGAAACUUCGUUGCUCUCACCUGUGUGUGUUGGCCCCUGGCCCCAAAGGGGUUUGCAAGUGUCCCUCUGGUCUGCUCCUAGCGGAUGAUGGCCUCAACUGCUCCAACCUGGUCAACUCUGCCUUCCUCUUGGUGUUGUCUCCAACUGUUGUGACACAGAUAUACCUGCAGACCAUGCUCAGUGCUGUGGGCCUGAAGACCUGGCCUGAGCACCUCUCCCUACCUCUUGCCAAUGUCAAUGAGGCAGCCAUGUUGGAUUACACCCUACGAGACAAGAUCCUGUACCUGGCUGACUCUGGCCAGUCUUCUGUAGGCCUCUUCAAGCUGAAGGAGACCAGCUUGGUGCCUCGCGGCCAGUUCCUGCAACUUAAAGGGGACACUGUCACAGCCCUGGCUCUAGACUGGAUAACCCUCAACGUAUACUGGAGUAGCACCAAACAGCCACGCCUGCAGGUCACCUCUUCCAAUGGGGAACACACUGCUGUGUUAAUUCAUGAUAUGGGAAGUCUGGAGUCCAUAGCUCUUCACCCACUUAGUGGAAGACUCUGUUUUACCAACCUGGCCAAGCAGGGGGAAGGUGCUCAUGUGGAGUGUGCUCACAUGGACGGGGGGAAGCGAGUUCCGGUUUGGAAGGAUGCUGUGCAGCCCACCUCCCUGACUUUCACCAAUGAUGGCGGGGAGAUUUACUGGGCUGACAUCGGUGCUGGGGUGAUCGGCUCUGUCAGAGUUGAUGGUUCUGGAUACAAUGAGUUUACAACUGGGGAUGGCCUUACUGCAUUUGCGCUCAGCAACGGCAUGCUCCUCUGGGUGACAGACCAUGACACGACCCAAGUUUGGUAUAGAGAUGACCAACUGAUCAAGACACUUUGGUUUGAGGUCAACACUAAAGUGGUCAGUUUGAAGGCCUACAGCAAGUCCAGCCAGAUGGGUUUCAACUUCUGCUCAGAUGGGAAUGGAGACUGCAGUCACUUGUGUCUGGCUGUCCCUGGUGGUAGGACAUGUAGGUGUGCCCAUGGCCAUCGACCAGUCAAUGCCACACACUGUGCCCUAGACCAGCACUGCCCAGCUGGUAGUAGACCCUGUCUGGACGGGCACACAUGCCUCCCCCUGGAGAAGUUCUGUGAUGGGCAUCCUGACUGCCUUGACACCUCGGAUGAGAAUUGUGUCCAUCUCAAAGGGCAGUCUGAAGUCCAGUCUAAAGCUCCAACCCUGCUGCCAAGCCCCAGCAUUCCCAUGUCUGCAGAUCCUGGCUCUACCACUCUGGACAACAGUGGGCUGGUGAGAAACCUGGAUGUCAAGCAGCAGUGUAGCGAGAAGCGCUGUAAUGGGAAUGGGGAGUGUGUGGAGACCAAUGGGGGCACCUCCUGUGCCUGUGGUCUAGGCUACAGUGGAGACUCCUGCCAAGACCAGCUCGCCAAUACCAUGCAAGGCCCACUAAUCUAUGGGGCUGUUGGUCUCUGUGCUGGGAUUGUAGUUAUCAGUGUCCUUGUUGCUGUGGUCAGGAGGAAGAUUGCAAACACAAGGCGAGCCGGCCCUGUGGUAAAGCAGACCAGUAUGACUGACUUGGAGAAACUUGGAGAUUCUCCCUCUACACAACCUUCACCUGACGAAACUAACUUUUCAGAGGAAGUGGUGUCAUCUGUGGCGUAACUAAUUAAACUGCAUAUUUUAUGCCUAAUCAAUAAAGGAUGUUGCAUUUUC